GUAUUAAUUUAUUUUUUUUAUUCAAGCUGUUUUCAUGGCUUAAAAAUACAAAAAAAACAUGCAUUCUUACCGUGAGUGGGGUCGCCUCUCCGCAACUUAAUGCCACACUGCGGAAAUUUCUCUUCGGAGACAAGCAGGAGAGUCCCAGAGUGCGGCUUUAACGUGCCCCCGGUGCUGUUGCCGUGCGCAGAAUGGCAGGUUUGGCGAACACUUCCCAGAGGCUCUCGGUGAAAACCUGGACGGAGGAGGAGAGCGAGAGAGCGGACAGCGCCCUCAGCAGGGGGCAGUCCGUGUGCGAUGACACGUCCUCAGAACUACAGAGAAUGGCCGCCAUCGACAGAAGAGACAUCAACUCCCAGAAUUCCCUGCGCGGUCGAGGAGCUCUGUCCAGAAUCGUGGGCAUGGUUCUGACUCUGCGGGACUGGGCUCACAAAGGUUUACACGAGGAGGCGGAGCGACCGGACUCCUUCCUGGAACGCUUCAGGGGCCCCGCCCACCCCGACCUGCAGGCUCCGCCCAGUCGAGUCAGCUACAGCAACACAGGCUCAGACCCCGAGGAGAGGAGGCAGAGGAGGAGAAAGAAAAGAAAGUGCCGUAUAAUUGUCCUGAGUCCAUCAGAUGACCUGUAUUACCACUGGCUCUGUGUGAUCGGGACAGCUGUGUUUUACAACUUCACUUUACUGGUGGUCAGAGCGUGUUUUGAGGAGCUGCAGGCGGAGCACGUCCUGGUCUGGUUGGUGUUGGAUUACGUCUGUGAUGGAAUUUACAUCCUGGACAUCGCGGUGCGCCUCCACACCGGUUUCCUGGACCAGGGUCUGUUGGUGCGUGACUUGUCUCGCCUCAGACAGACUUACGUCCGAACAGUGCAGUGCUGGUUGGACCUGGGCUCUGUGCUGCCCACAGACCUGCUGUACCUGUGGGCGGGGCCGGACUACACCCCUCUGCUCAGGUUCAACCGCCUGCUGCGUUUGACCCGCCUCUCCGAGCUCUUCGAACGCACAGAGACCCGGACCGGGUACCCCAACGCCUUCAGGAUCUGCAAACUGGUGCUCUACAUCCUGGUCAUCAUCCACUGGAACGCGUGUGGGUACUACAGUUUCUCCUUGGUCCUGGGUUUGGGCUCAGACUCUUGGGUUUAUCCAAACGCCUCUGACCCCGAGUUCACGUCUCUGACCCGGAAGUACAUCUACUGCCUGUACUGGUCCACGCUGACGCUCACCACCAUCGGGGAAACACCGCCCCCUGUCAGGGACGAGGAGUACCUGUUCCUCAUAUUCGACUUUCUGGUCGGGGUCCUGAUCUUCGCCUCCAUCGUGGGGAACGUGGGCUCGAUGAUCUCGAACAUGAACGCCACCAAGGCCUCGUUCCAGAGCCGAGUGGACGCUCUCAAGCACUACAUGCACUUCAGGCACGUGAGCAGAGGCCUGGAGCAGCGCGUGAUUCGCUGGUUCGACUACCUCUGGACCAAUCAGAAGACGAUAGACGAACAGGAAGUGCUCCGGAGCCUGCCCUGUAAACUCAGAGCGGAGAUCGCCAUCAACGUGCACCUGGACACGCUCAAGAAGGUUCGUAUCUUCCAGGACUGUGAGUCUGGUCUCUUGGUGGAGUUGGUGCUAAAACUUCGACCUCAGGUGUUCAGUCCUGGAGAUUACAUCUGCAGAAAGGGAGACGUGGGGAAGGAGAUGUACAUAAUCAAAGACGGCCGCCUGGCUGUUGUUGGGGACGACGGCGUGUCUCAGUUCGCCGUUCUGACCGCGGGCAGCUGCUUCGGCGAGAUCAGCAUCUUGAACAUCAGCGGGAGCAAGACGGGAAACCGCCGCACCGCCAACAUCCGCAGCCUGGGCUACUCCGACCUGUUCUGCCUGUCCAAAAACGACCUGAUGGGGGCGCUGCAGGACUUCCCCGAGGCCAGAGCGCAGCUGGAGCAGAGGGGGCGGGACAUCCUGAAGAAGGAGGGGCUUCUGGAGGAAGUGAGCGUCUCCGCGGGGGAGGAGCUAGAGGAGAAGGUGGAGAGGAUGGAGGCGGGACUGGACCGGAUACAGAGUGAGUUUGCCUCGUCUCAGAUGCGUCUGAAGCAGCGGCUCACGGCUCUGGAGGCCGGACUGACCGCGGCAGCGACCGGCAGUGACCUCUCCGACCCCGAGGGCAGCGACACCAACAUGCAGCUGUGA
Messenger RNA from Boleophthalmus pectinirostris (great blue-spotted mudskipper), 2171 nucleotides. Its product is annotated as cyclic nucleotide-gated cation channel-like. NCBI's taxonomy places the organism in Eukaryota, Metazoa, Chordata, Actinopteri, Gobiiformes, Gobiidae. The record is from RefSeq and is a predicted model, not a curated record. Gene Ontology annotation, cellular component: plasma membrane; intracellular cyclic nucleotide activated cation channel complex. Gene Ontology annotation, biological process: monoatomic cation transmembrane transport. The transcript has 11 exons. Gene Ontology annotation, molecular function: intracellularly cGMP-activated cation channel activity; protein-containing complex binding; cGMP binding. Bases 192 to 2171 code for a protein of 659 amino acids.